Molecule: messenger RNA, 1732 nt
Organism: Panonychus citri (citrus red mite)
Lineage: Eukaryota; Metazoa; Arthropoda; Arachnida; Trombidiformes; Tetranychidae
Product: akirin-2-like
Exons: 5
Coding region: 237-833 (198 amino acids)
Biological process (GO): positive regulation of transcription by RNA polymerase II; positive regulation of innate immune response
Cellular component (GO): nucleus; chromatin
Molecular function (GO): transcription coregulator activity
Source: RefSeq, a predicted model, not a curated record
CUUCAUUUUUUUCUCUCUCUCUUGUUUAAUUAGUUUAUUUUUUUGUUUCUUCUCUUUUUAAUCCCUUUGAUUAACCUUUAAACAAUCAGAUCUUGUUUCUUUUUUCAAUUUAUUACCAAACCUUAAAAAAGAAAGAAAGAGAAACAAUCAACUCCAACAAACCAAAAACCUAUAACCUUGGGUAACAUUUAUAAUAGGAUUGUGUAAAUAUAUAUACUAUAAAUUUCAAAUUUUAAAUGGCUUGUGGGGCCAUAAAGAGAUCCCUUGAAUGGGAUCCAUUGAAUUCACCCUCACAAAGUAGCACUCCAGUUGUAUCAAGUGCGAGGCCAACUAAGAAACGAUGUCUUGUCCAUCAUAAUUAUAAUACCACCGCUUAUAGUGGACCUAAGGAAGCUUCACCCUUUGCUGAUUUACACCCUAAAUUGUCUCCAGAAACUAUCGCAGCUAAUAUUAAGGAUGAAAUGAAACGACUACAGAAUAGGAAACAGUUGUAUUACUCAAGUAGUGGAAAUCAAUUCAUGCUGAACUCACCCAAUCCAGAGAAUAAUUCAAAUGAAAAUGAAGCCUCAACGUCAACUGAAGGUCAAAGUUUAAAUUCAAGUUUCCUUGGACUACUAUCACCAUCUCGCCGUGAUCAACCUUUAUUCACAUUUAGACAAGUAACAAUUAUAUGUGAGAGACUCCUUAAAGAAAGGGAAACAUCGCUUAGAGAAGAAUAUGACCGAGUCCUAAGCAGCAAAUUAGCAGAGCAAUAUGAUACAUUUGUAAAAUUUACCUACGAUCAGAUUCAAAAGAGAUUUGAAAACGGGACAACACCAAGCUAUUUAUCUUAGACUUCCUCUCCUCCUUUUUCUAUCAAGUAUUCAUAUAUAAAAAAAGUCAAUAAUUAUACAGCAUAGAAAGUGAAAUUUGAACGCAAAAUUUUUCUCUGCGCAGAAUUUUUCUCCAAUAGCGUUAAGAUGCGUAGAUAAUAAAUUCUUUUUCACUAACAAAAUGUUACUUUCAAUGCUGUAUAUUAUGUAUACUGAUUUAAAUCUAAUAACUACAAAUCAACAACAACAAAACAAACCAACAACCACCAACAUCUAACUUUUUUUUGCUACCGAUGUUGAUGAUCUUGAUUCUUCUCAUCUUUUGUUCUAUUCCCUUCCCUCUAUCUUUUCUUUUCUCUAUCUUUCUCUAUCUCUAUUUCUUUCUUUCACUUCCCCUGGUCAUCAUAAUGUUUAUCAUCAUCACUUCUCUCUCAUCAUCGUCAUCAUUUGUGUCAUCACAAUUAUCAAGGCAAAAACAUUGAAAAUAUUUGGAAAAAAAAGUGAGAUUUGAAUUCUGUUUUUCAUCCAUACUUUUUGUGUCUUCUUUUUUUCUUCUUCUUUCUUUGAUCUUUCUUUUUCUCGAAAACAGCGACAAAACAACAACAACAACAACAUCUAAAGAUUGAAUUUUGUUAAAUUGAUUUUGCACUUUUUUUUCCACUUUGGAUUCUACUUUAAUUGUGAUCGAUUAUCACCAAAAUCAACAACAAAGACAAACGCAAAUUCAACACACAUCUCAAUCUAUAUAUCAACUUUUGGUCAUUUACACCAUGCAAAAAAAGAUUCAACGAGAGAAAUGAAAAACAACAACAAACAAACAAACAAAAUAGAAAAGAUAAUUAAAAGAAAAAGCUGAUUACAAGCGACGAGAAAAAAUUAAAACAACCCAAGCAAACGUAUAAAAAAAAUAUUCAACUAAA